Messenger RNA from Clonostachys rhizophaga, 1470 nucleotides. The record is from the annotation of a GenBank genome assembly. Lineage: Eukaryota; Fungi; Ascomycota; Sordariomycetes; Hypocreales; Bionectriaceae.
AUGGCAGGCGUGCCUCAGAUGGUAUCUAAGAGACUAAUUCUCUGCUGUGACGGCACUUGGAUGAACAGCGAUAAUGGGUACGAGGAGCCUGGUUGGUUUGAAUCCAAGGGCACGUUGCAAGUGCCCUCCAAUGUGACCCGUAUCUCGAGGUGUUUCAAGAGACGUUGCAGUGAUGGCAAGCUCCAGGUCAUCAGCUAUGAGUCCGGCGUUGGCACUGGCAGCAAUGGCAUGGAUAGCUUGAUGGGAGGAGCUUUCGGGCUCGGGCUCUCAGAACGAGUGCGUGAAACGUACUCCUACCUCUGUUCCAACUACAUGGACGGCGAUGAGAUCGUCCUGAUUGGGUACUCUCGUGGUGCCUUCACCGCCCGCUCUGUGGCUGGUAUGGUCGGUAAUAUAGGUUUACUCACCCGUGAAGGUGUCGAGUUCUUCUACUGCAUCUUCAAGGACAUGCAGAACUGGCAGAAUCCUGAUUACAAGGACCCGUUCCCUAACCAGCCCUUCUCCAAUAAGCCCAAGGGACCACAUGCCGCAGCCGAGUACCGUUCGAGGCUCGAGAAGAUGGGCUUCACGAGGGUUAAGCAAGCCAGUGGCGACUUGAUUAAGAUCAAAGCCAUUGGCGUCUGGGACACGGUUGGUAGCCUCGGUAUCCCAGAUGUUGCUUGGCUCAACAAGAUGGCACUUGCCCUCGACGAGACUCGCCCUCCAUUCAGUCCGGCAGUCUGGGAAAGACGCGGAGAAGACCAGCAGACAAACUUGAAACAAGUCUGGUUCCCAGGCAAUCAUGCCAACGUUGGCGGUGGAUGGGAAGACCAGGGUGCGGCAAAUUGCACUCUAGCGUGGAUGAUGGAUCAACUCGCCUCGGUUGGUGUCGAGUUUGACGAAACGAGCAUAGAUCGGUAUUUCCAACAAACUUCUGAAUACUACCAGACACUCGGGGCCAAGGAGCAGGGCAAUCGAGGCAAGGCUGGCUUGAAAUGGGCAGUAGGUCCAAUCUAUGACACAAACUCACCUCUGCGUCCAUGGGGUCUUGGACAAAUCAGUAAGAAGGUCAGCCUGCUUUAUUGGUUCUCCGGACAGAUCACAAGGUCACCGGGAUUGUACCAUGAGCAUGACCCUGAGACGGAAGAACGGAAGGCGAGGUUUCUUCAAGACACCAAUGAGCGCAUCCAUAGUUCAGUGCGCAUUCGGCUGGCCUGCAAGGGACUUGAUCUGAAUGAUAAAAGCGUUUGGGUUUGCCCAGCCCUUAGCAAGUGGCGUCUCAAGCGAGGUGAGCCUGACUCAAAUUCUGUAACCAAACAGACACACUGGGUUUGGGAGUUUGCUGGUGGCGAGAAGGAGGCAAAUCCUGACAAGAAACAACGUGUCAUGGCAGAGGAGCCUCUGGGGCCUUACGAACAACGGCUUUUGGGCCUCGCUGCCGGAACACCCAAUGUUUGGGAAUAUGCCGAGAAGAAUGCUGGAACUCAAUGA